This is a messenger RNA of Macrosteles quadrilineatus (aster leafhopper), 1537 nucleotides long. Its product is annotated as ketohexokinase-like. The coding region runs from base 161 to 1081 and encodes 306 amino acids. The record is from RefSeq and is a predicted model, not a curated record. Gene Ontology annotation, molecular function: ketohexokinase activity. The transcript has 6 exons. Lineage: Eukaryota; Metazoa; Arthropoda; Insecta; Hemiptera; Cicadellidae. Gene Ontology annotation, biological process: fructose metabolic process.
GUCAGUUCCAUAACCAAAACGAAACGUGAAAUUCUCAAAUUCACCCAGAUUUGUUUUACUUCAUUUACAAAUUUUUACAGUUAAGAAUUGCUGUUAUUUUACAGUUUAUAAGUUUAGAAUUACAGUUUGGAUAACUUAAGUUAUUCAGUCUUAAAUUGUUAUGCUAAAGGCAAAUAAAAGGGUUCUUUGUGUUGGAGUUGUGUGUGUUGACAGCAUUCAAGUUUGCAAAGACUUUCCACUAGAAGAUUCAGACGAAAGAAGUAUUGAUCAUAGAUGGCAGAGAGGAGGAAAUGCUUCCAACAACUGCACUGUAUUGGCUCGGUGCGGCCAAGCAUGCGAGUUCAUUGGUACCAUGAGCGACGACCUUAUGGCUAAAUUUGCCAAACAAGAUUUUGAGAAAGAGAACAUAAUAAUUGAAAAUGUUGUGAAACACAAUAUCUAUGAAACUCCAUUUUCUUCUGUCAUUAUUAACUCCAAAAACGGCUCACGAACAAUUAUUCAUUCAAAUAAAGGAAUGCCAGAAUUGACAUUGGAGGAUUUUAAGAAAAUAGAUACAAACCAAUAUCAUUGGAUUCAUUUUCAGGGUCGGAAUGUCAGUGAAGUGAGCAAGAUGUUGGCACAUUUAAAACAGCGGAACACAAAAUAUCCAGGUGUAACUACUUCUGUUGAGUUAGAAAAAGCCAGAGAAGAGCUGAAACUGUUGCUACCUCUUGCAGAUGUAGUUUUCAUCGGUAAAGACUUUGCCAAGUUCCAGGGCUGCAAGGAUGGGUUUGAUGCCCUCCAGAGGAACAUUGGCUUGGUAAAAAUGGGUGCCACGGUGGUGGUGGCGUGGGGAGAGAGUGGCGCAGUGGCUGGCACUACAGAUGGCACCGUAGUGGAAUCUGCGGCAUUUCUCAGCAGCUCAGUCGUAGAUACUCUUGGCGCUGGAGACACAUUUGUGGCUGCUACAAUACUCUGUCUGUCUCAAGGUAGGGGACUCAAGGAAAGCAUCACUACAGGCUGUCGCGUUGCUGGGGCCAAAGUUACUAAAGCUGGCUUUUCAGCUGUGAAUCCAAGUUUGAUAAGUGACCAUAUGACUUAGAAUUAAUUUAAUCAGAUAUCAGCUGUGAUAGUAAAUGCAUUGUUGUGAUAGGGGUUUCUUUCAGGUUUUAACUGUAGUAAGAAUAGUUUUAUAAGGGACACGUACAUGUUUUGUUGAUGACAUGAAACUGUAAAGUUAAAUGUAUAAUUGGCUGUUUUAAACAACACUGUUCUAUUGUUGAACAAAAAGAAAAUAAUCAGCUGUCUUUUGUGCACAUCUAUGUAUUUUUCUGCAUUUUUGUUAUUCCAAGAAGUAAUAUUAAACUAUAAUAUUUUAUUUUGCGCUAAAAAUUGUAUGAUUUUGUACAAACUUGUUUAAAAAUUUUAAACAACCAAACACAGUCCCUGUUCUGUAGUUGCAACUCUUUGUCAGCAAAAACAAAAGACCAAAUAAAAUGAUUUUGUUGUAAACCACAAAACUUGGGAAUAAACUGUGAUAUAGCUUUAUCGAGUAAUA